AUGGAAAGAGACUCAAACAUCAGAAAGUACACCCCGGUUCGCUUCAUGUACUCGUUUCCUCGUAUUUCGAUAUCCUUGUAUACAAACAGGGGCGCGGUUCGAAGAAAGAGACUCAAACAUCAGAAAGUACACCCCGGUUCGCUUCAUGUACUCGUUUCCUCGUAUUUCGAUAUCCUUGUAUACAAACAGGGGCGCGGUUCGAAGAAAGAGACUCAAACAUCAGAAAGUACACGCCGGUUCGCUUCAUGUACUCGUUUCCUCGUAUUCCGAUAUCCUUGUAUACAAACAGGGGCGCGGUUCGAACCUGGUAGGAAACGGCCGCCGCCACGAUCCUCGCGCCGCCUAUUUUGGCUUCGAUUCGCCUUUCGAAAAGCGCAAACGCCCUCUGGGCUUAUGCAAGAACCAGCACGGAGGCCAGUGAACCCCUUUAGAGUCCGAAGUACGAGCCUGCGUAACAAGUUCCGGGUGCUUGCUUGUUUCCUAUGUGCUGUCGUUUGCUUUGUUCUUGGACUGGCGUUGGUCGCGCGCUCACUCGCCCUGAAUCGUCGGUUUGCGCUCUGGUACCGAGGAUCGCUUCAACCGCCAUCAGCGUUUGUUUUAGCGCUUGCCCAAUCACGAAACGGUCAUUCUCACAACCAAUUCGUUUACGACUUUGCGGAUGCAGUUGAUGCUUCGAGAUCAGGUACCGCGGGGCUGAUGAAAGCCGUCCACGCUGCGUACUGGUCGCAAGACUUGUCUCAUCACACAGCGCUGCUGGAUGACGAGCAGGCGCCGCUGCUCUAUCCAAGGCGCAUAGCCACAUUUCCUGUUCGCCGCCGUGCGCUGCGACAGUCGUUCGUGGAUACUGCAAGACUGGCCUCUGGGAUGCCGGGCCCAGCGAGCGACCCAAUGGCAACCGCAAUGGACGCGACAUGGUUCGCAGACGAUGGCUGGGGUGUGGCCUCGAACCCGAACAUUAUCGCACGAGAGCAUUAUGUACAGGAGCGCUACGAUCGGAUGGCAUUGAUUGUAGUCGACCUGUGGGACACCCACUGGUGCAAGACCGCAGCAUCCAGAAUAGAGCGGUUGCUUAUUCCACCGUUGAAUCUUGCUCUCCGAGAGGCGCGGAAACGUGGCAUGCUGGUCAUCCAUGCCCCCACAGACAUCGUCGCAUUUCUAGAGCAACGAGGCAAUGCCGGAGAGCGGCGCAUGCGGGAUAACGCCCGACGCUACACGACAAGAGCUAAGCUGGACGCCCUACGUGCUACCACCAGCAUCGUGGACAUGGCGUACGAGGCGGCGAGACGCACUCGCGUCCUACCCCGGCCUGCCGGCUGCAUGUGCUCGGCGGACCCGCAAGAACGAUGCGAGGAGCAGUACGGUUGGUCGGCCCUGCACCCGCUCCUGGACGUGGAUCCCGAGAAUGAUGUUCUCGUUGCCGACGAUCUCGUGGAGCUCGUUGCUGUCCUCGAAGGACGAGGCAUUGAGCGGGUCAUUUACGUUGGCGCGCAUCUGAAUCUUUGCAUCUCGUCAGCAAAACGAAUAUCGAUGUACUCGCUGAACCAGACGUGGUCGCACGUGCGUAAAACCGACCAGUCCGUCGAUGGGAUUCUGUUCGCGCGAGACCUUGUGGAUGCGUUCACGACAUACAGGCCCGCUCAUGGACGAACGCCGGACGCUGGUCUCAGGAAUGUGAUUGCGUUUUUGGAGCGCGAUCCCGGGGGCUUCGGGUCCGUGAACCUGCUUCGCGACGUGCUCGCGCUCGAGAAGGACAAACCGAAACUCUCGAUCGCUCCAUGGGGCUCGCUUCUGGCACCACACUACUUCCUAGGUGGAUCGAGUGUCCUCGUCACAGUUGAGACGUCAAUCAUUGGGACCGGGGAUCCGGAUAUCAUGCUUGCUCCCGUUCACCAGACGAUUUCCAUUAACCAGAGCGGUGUCUAUGUUUGGCGCGAAGCUUUCGGCAUACUGCAGACAAGCCGUCUCCCAGAGAUAGACCCGUCGGACCUGGUGUACCCUGGGGUCACUGCCGGCGUCUAUCUGCGAUUGCCCGUGAGCAUGAAUAGUUGCAAGUACUGCGUUGAACUCGGAGCACUGCUCACGGGGGGAUUUCUCCGGGAAGUCGUCGCGCUGAACGCAGGCGCGAAUUGCUCGAUCGCCAAGAUCCAGGAACGCCACACGAGUCGCGCUGCAGCGCGCAGAAGCGACCUCGAUCUGCUCGAACAUAGGCCAAACAGCGGCUCCGGCUCCAGCUCCAGCUCCAACUUCAGCUCCGUAUCGCUCCCCGCGCAGUGCGCAUAUCGAGUGGACAUCCCGCGGGACGAUGUCUCAAAGGGGGAACUUUGUCUCUGCAGCAGCUGGCAACUGCGAGAUGAAGUCCUGAUCCGCCAUCGUCGCGGACGAUUGCACGCAGCCCGAACCUCAGCAGUGGUAACCGUGCUCGAUGCCGCUCGUGGCGUUGUCAUCGGACGCACACCAGUGCUCUGGCCCCGUGAUUCGCGACAAGCAUCUGAUGCGGAUGCAAAUCACACGCCCUGGCGCCUCUGUCUCCAUACACGGGAGAUACGCUCAAUCUGGAUACUCGUUCAGAGCAGAUCCGAAGCUGAACUCGUUCAGCGUCGGUACUCGGAUGUCGUGAUUCAACAUGCGUGCCCGUAG
Messenger RNA from Cyanidioschyzon merolae strain 10D, 2637 nucleotides. RefSeq lists its product as hypothetical. The transcript has a single exon. The coding region runs from base 1 to 2637 and encodes 878 amino acids. The record is from RefSeq and is a predicted model, not a curated record. NCBI's taxonomy places the organism in Eukaryota, Rhodophyta, Bangiophyceae, Cyanidiales, Cyanidiaceae.